UGCUUUGGCCAUAUUUCCCCAUUUAUUGUAAACAGAGUCUGAUUUCUUCUGACUUUACUUUGGUCCCUGAACGUCUCAGAGUUUUAUUUUCACUUUCCUCAUUGCGACACAGUUUGGAUUCGCCCCAUAAAUCUCAGUCUGUGGGUGAGAGGAGCGAGCGCCACCUAGUGGCAGCAUGGAUCAGUGUGAGGACAGAGAGGACAGAGUCCUUCCCUCUAAAAUGUCUCUUAUUGGGGAACAUGAGGACCAGAGGAAGCUGUCAGAACCAGAACCAGAACCUGGACCCGGACCCAGCUGUGUUUCUUUGAGCAGCAACAACUCAAAGAGCAGGAGUCGUGCAGCUGAGCCCAGCUGUGUGUCGUGGAGGAGCAACAAGUCAAAGGACGUCAUUAUUCUGUUUAAAUCGGACCAGCCUCCAGCAGCAAAGAGGAAGAGGCUGAAAAAUGACGACCAGCUUGAAUCUAAACUAGAACAUCUCUCCUCUGAUUACCAAAGAGUGGACCAGCAGAGCUCAGAGGUUCCCACUGGUCCGUCUGUCCAGCUGCAUCAGACACAGCUGGACUCCAUAUUUAUGCUGCUGGAGGAAAACAUUGUCACUUUUGUGAAGAACGAGCUGAAGAACAUCCAGAAGGUUCUGAGUCCAGAUGAUCCAGGAUCCUCAGAGGGUCAGAGUGAGGAUGAGGAGGUGAUGGGGGGUGAGGAUGAAGAGCAGAGGAGGAGCAGCAGGGAGGCGGUGAUGAAGAUCACCCUGAACUUCCUGAGGAAGAUGAAGCAGGAGGAGCUGGCUGAGUGUCUGCAGAGCAGGAAUCAUGCUGAAAAUUGUCAACGGAAACUCAAGUCAAAUUUGAAGACAAAGUUCCAGUGUGUGUUUGAGGGGAUCGCUAAAGCAGGAAACCCAGCUCUGCUGAACCAGAUCUACACUGAGCUCUACAUCACAGAGGGAGGAACUGGAGAGGUCAACCAGGAACAUGAGGUCAGACAGAUUGAAACAGCAUCCAGGAAACCACACAGACCAGAAACAACAAUAAAACUAGAAGACAUCUUUGUGAAGCAAGAGAAGAUCAAUCUGCAGAAACAGACAUUUACAAGAGUGCUGUUGACAAGGCAUUGCAGAGUCCUGAUGGACACCUGGACUUGUUCCUGCGCUUCCUCAUGGGUCUUUCCCUGCAGACCAACCAGAGACUCCUCGAAGGCCUGUUGAGACAAACUGGAUGUUGUUCCCAGACCAAUCAAGAAACAGUUCAGUACAUCAAAAAGAAUAUCAGUGAGAAUCUAUCUGCAGAGAAAAGCAUCAAUCUGUUCCACUG
Xiphophorus hellerii (green swordtail) is the source of this 1307-nucleotide messenger RNA. RefSeq lists its product as uncharacterized. NCBI's taxonomy places the organism in Eukaryota, Metazoa, Chordata, Actinopteri, Cyprinodontiformes, Poeciliidae. The record is from RefSeq and is a predicted model, not a curated record. The transcript is spliced from 8 exons. Bases 176 to 1201 code for a protein of 341 amino acids.